This is a messenger RNA of Nicotiana tabacum (common tobacco), 1584 nucleotides long. RefSeq names its product subtilisin-like protease. NCBI's taxonomy places the organism in Eukaryota, Viridiplantae, Streptophyta, Magnoliopsida, Solanales, Solanaceae. Gene Ontology annotation, molecular function: serine-type endopeptidase activity. The record is from RefSeq and is a predicted model, not a curated record. Gene Ontology annotation, biological process: proteolysis.
UAAAAAUGAAAGUGAAUAGCUCAAAGACAAAGUACUAUAUAUAGUAGCAGAAAAACUCAAAAGUUCAUCAAAUUCAUUAUCCAAGUAACACAUCAGUUCUUGUAUUAAUUUGCAGCUAUGGGAUUCUUGAAAAUCCUUCUAUUUUGCAUUUUUUGCUCUUUCCCAUUGCCUAGUUUCCAGAGUGAUUUAGAAACUUAUAUAGUCCAAGUUGAAGCACCAGAAAGCCAAAUUUCUACUCAAUCAUCAUCAAUGGAUUUAGAGAGCUAUUACCAUUCUUUUUUGCCUAAAACCACAUCAAUUAGCUCAAGGGAAAAUGAAGAGCCGAGAAUGGUCUAUUCCUAUCACAAUGUGAUGAAAGGCUUUGCAGCUAGAUUAACUACAACACAAGUGAAGGAAAUGGAGAAGAAACAAGGCUUUGUUUCUGCAGAGCCACAGAGGAUAUUGUCCUUGCACACUACUCAUACUCCAAGUUUUCUUGGUUUGCAACAGAACAUGGGCUUGUGGAAGGAUUCCAACUAUGGGAAAGGCGUGAUCAUCGGAGUUUUGGACACUGGAAUUAUUCCUGACCAUCCUUCAUUUAGCGACGUUGGGAUGCCUCCUCCGCCUGCUAAAUGGAAAGGAUUUUGUGAGUCUAAUUUCACGACCAAGUGUAACAACAAACUCAUUGGAGCCAGGUCUUUCCCACUUACCAAUGGUUCUCCCAUAGAUGAAAAUGGACAUGGUACGCAUACAGCAGGCACAGCUGCAGGAGCCUUUGUGAAAGGUGCUAAUGUAUUUGGGAAUGCCAAUGGAACUGCAGUUGGUGUUGCCCCUCUUGCCCACAUAGCCAUAUAUAAGGUAUGCGAUUCUGAUGGCAGUUGUUCUGAUGUUGAAAUUUUAGCUGCGAUGGAUGCAGCUAUUGAUGAUGGGGUAGAUAUUCUAUCAAUAUCCCUUGGUGGAACUAGUAAUCCGUUCCAUAAUGACAAGAUUGCUCUUGGGGCGUAUAGUGCAACAGAAAGAGGUAUUCUUGUUAGUUGUUCUGCAGGCAAUAGUGGUCCAUCCCAACGCACUGUAGCAAAUGACGCCCCUUGGAUUCUCACAGUUGGCGCUAGCACUCAUGAUAGAAAACUAAAGGCCACUGUUAAGCUUGGAAAUAAAGAAGAAUUUGAAGGAGAAUCUGCUUAUCAUCCAAAGACAUCAAACUCAACAUUCUUCACUCUAUUUGAUGUUGAAAAGAUAGUACAUGAGCAAUUUGACGCCCCUUUCUGUGUACCAGGAUCACUCACUGACCCUGCUAUAAGAGGAAAGAUAGUCGUGUGCCUGGUUGGUGGUGGCGUUCGCAGGGUUGAUAAAGGACAAGUUGUAAAGGAUGCUGGAGGUGUUGGCAUGAUUCUCAUCAAUAAUCCGGAAGAUGGUGUCACUAAAUCAGCUGAAGCUCAUGUUCUUCCAGCAUUGGAUGUUUCAGAUGUAGAUGGAAAGAAAAUUCUUGCUUACAUAAACUCAACGUCGAAUCCUGUUGCUGCAAUCACCUUCCAUGGAACUGUAAUUGGAGAUAAAAAUGCUCCUAUAGUUGCUUCAUUUUCUUCUCGAGGACCAAGCGAAGCA